GCGUUGGAUUUGUGCGUGGGUGUGAGGGUAAUUUGGUGUGUUUGCUCGCAAAAGGAAAAGCGAAUGGCCUUGCUUGCUGAGCUUAUCAGGGCACUAGCAGUGGAGAGAGAAAGGACUACUGUAUUCUUAGGAGCAGAAUCUCAACAACUCCCUGUAAAACGGGCAGUGUGUCUUAACCUGGAAUGCUUUGGCAUUUAAUAAAAUUUCCCGUGAAUACUUUUCAUAGGGAAGCACUGUUUUUACUGUUUCUGGUUGGACAGUGGUUACAUUUCAAAUCGUAGUUCAGAAUUUGUGAAAUACCCAAAUUAAAUCUCUACAUGGCAGUAAUCCAUUUCCUUCCCUUAGUGUGUGGUUGGAAGAUUAAUUUGAGAUAAGUAUUCAGUUCUGGGCUGGGCAAUCGUGCCUGGCAGGGGAAACUUAGGUUCUUUAAGGGAAGGGCCUGAUGUGCUAAAAUGAAAUCUAUACCGUGUUUAGCCGCUUAUGAGAAUAUGAAACUAAGGAGAGCCGCAGGUGAAAGGUGUAACAGUCACUCGGCCUACACCCACAGUAUCGACCUUGUGAACCCAGCGACCUGACUGCCUUGGUCUGGGUUCUGCCCGCACACAUUCCUCGCUACCUUCUUCGUGUCUGAGAACCUCCAGCUUCACCUCCUUUUCUGGACCCAAGGGCCUGGCGGGGCUUCCAGCUGGGACCAGACCUCCAUGGAUCCACUCCAGAAACGGAAUCCAGCAUCACCUUCCAAAUCUUCCCUGAUGACAGCUGCAGAGACUUCCGAGGAAGAUCCAGCGUCCUCUCAGCCUUCUUACUCAGAACAGCCGAUGAUGGGCCUCAGUAACCUGAGCCCCGGUCCUGGCCCCAGCCAGGCCGUGCCUCUCCCAGAGGGGCUGCUCCACCAGCGGUACAGAGAGGAGAAGACGCUGGAAGAGCGGCAGUGGGAGAGGCUGGAGUUCCUUCAGAGGAAGAAAGCGUUCCUGCGGCACGUGAGGAGGAGACACCGCGAUCACAUGGCCCCCUAUGCUGUUGGGAGGGAAGCCAGAGUCUCCCCGUUAGGUGACCGAGGUCAGAAUCGAUUCCGAUGUGAAUGUCGAUACUGCCAGAGCCACAGGCCAAAUCUUUCUGGGAUCCCUGGGGAGAGUAACAGGGCCCCACAACCCUCCUCCUGGGAGACGCUGGUGCAGGGCCUCAGUGGCUUGACCCUCAGCCUAGGCACCAACCAGCCCGGGCCUCUGCCCGAAGCAGCACUCCAACCACAGGAGACAGAGGAGAAGCGCCAGCGAGAGAGGCAGCAGGAGAGCAAAAUAAUGUUUCAGAGGCUGCUGAAGCAGUGGUUAGAGGAGAACUGAGACGUGCACCCACAUGGGAUGGAGACCCAAAGGGACUGCCGUGUUGGCAGCGCCUGGGUGUGGGCCCAUUUUGGGGACCAAACACCAAGCUGUGGUCGGAUGAGUGCCAGGACCUGUGUGCCAGGACACGUGGGAAUCCUCCCAGCAUGAUGCUUGACCGACCCCAGGAAGUCCUCAUCUUUUGUGCCUGUCAUUCUUGGAUGGCUGUGAGGCAUUCCUUGGCAAGGGACGCUGCAUACCAGCGGUCCUCGCCGCAUCUCACGUGGCUCCCGUGAUGCAUGUUGUUGCUUUCCCACCCGGGAUCUCCAUCUCUCUUCCCUUCCUGCUGUCAGUAAGAGAUCACAUGUCUGUGUAGUGUGAAUGCCUUGUCGCUGUCCUGUGCUUUUGCACCAUUGAGUUGACUGCCUCUGAGAAGCAGCACUAGGCCUGUUGAAAUGCAGUGUGCUGCCCUGAGAUCCAGUUUCAAGAACGGGCAGCUAAACGCAGUGUGGGAAAGGGAUGUGGAAUGAGAACUUGGUGGUUCACCGCUGUACUGUUUGUGUAAUCAUUUAUGUAUGUGGUAAGCUACAUGUAUGUAAAUAUUGCAAUACCCCUAACAGCCGAGUAGUAUUCUCCCUUGCAGGAAUUUCUGACGGGGUUCCUCAUCAUCAGUACCAAAUAAAUAUAUGUAGGAAUGGAAAA
Rhinopithecus roxellana (golden snub-nosed monkey) is the source of this 2024-nucleotide messenger RNA. RefSeq names its product protein FAM156A/FAM156B. The transcript has 3 exons. Gene Ontology annotation, biological process: epigenetic programing of female pronucleus. Gene Ontology annotation, cellular component: nucleus. Bases 702 to 1343 code for a protein of 213 amino acids. The record is from RefSeq and is a predicted model, not a curated record. Lineage: Eukaryota; Metazoa; Chordata; Mammalia; Primates; Cercopithecidae.